UGGAAUAAUCGAGCUAGUUGAUACCAUCAUGUUCUUGUUGAGCAAGAUAUGCAGAUAUUCGAUCAUCGAUCACAAGAACUGUGACACACUUGAUUUCCUAUUAAUUUCGUAGCUAUUCGGAAAAAAAAAUCACUGGAGCUUUAAAGAGAGAAAAAUGGUAGUGCUUCCACUAGUGAAGCUAGGAACGCUUGCUUUGAAAACUGCGUGCAAACCCAUCGCAAACAGGCUCAAGAAAGAAGCAGGUUACCACCCAAAGUUCCGAACCUUCAUCAUCAGCAUUGCCCAGGCCAAUCAUAGAUUCUCAACGAGAAUGCAGAGACGCAUUUAUGGUAAUACAACUGAUGCUGCGAUUCGCCCGCUGAAUGAGGAGAAGGCUGUUCAAGCUGCUGCUGACAUGCUUGGGGAGCUCUUUGUGUUCACAGUUGCAGGAGCUGCUGUCAUCUUUGAGGUGCAAAGAAGUUCUAGAUCAGAAGCAAGAAAGGAAGAAGCACGAAGACAGGAGAUACAGGAAAUGAAGACAAGGAAUGAAGAGAUGGCUAGAAAAAUUGAACUUCUUGAACAUAAGCUUGAGGAACUGGAUCAACUUGCUAGAGCACGUGGACUUGCUGGCGUUCUAAACUUCAGACACACUCAUACCAGUGAAGAUAAAAAAUCAAAAUCCAAUUGAUUAUUGCAAUCAUUCAGCAUUGCGCGGAGAUUUACCUUAAGAAAUCGUUGAAUUUCACUAGAACCGCAGCUUUUUGGUUUGGAAAUAAAUUGAUAUAAUUGCAUAAGAGUAGCACUGAGAUGGAGAGAAAUCACAGAUCUAAAAGCAACAUAUUUAGAUGUGUUGAGGGGCAUUAGUUAGUCUGACACGAACCUGUAAAUAAUUUUUUUUUGCAGAAUACAUAUCGCUCUGCUCUCUAUGGACAAGUUCCACCAGCUAACAGAGUUUUCAGGCCUUUGGAUGAUUUACUUUUUUUUAUCUCCUCCAAAAAAUAAAAUUCUGCCACUCUUCACACUA
Lotus japonicus is the source of this 1003-nucleotide messenger RNA. RefSeq lists its product as uncharacterized. Gene Ontology annotation, cellular component: mitochondrion. Gene Ontology annotation, biological process: regulation of lipid metabolic process. The record is from RefSeq and is a predicted model, not a curated record. The transcript is spliced from 4 exons. Lineage: Eukaryota; Viridiplantae; Streptophyta; Magnoliopsida; Fabales; Fabaceae. The coding region runs from base 155 to 667 and encodes 170 amino acids.